UAAUUCAAAUUGAUUUCCUCCUGUCUGCAGUCACGAUGAAUACCAGCAGACAGCUGACUGGUUGAUGUCUCAGACGAAGCACCGCCCCCAGGUGGCAAUCAUCUGCGGGUCUGGACUGGGCAUGCUCGCUGACACCCUCAAAUGUCAGGAUUCCUUCCCGUAUAGUGACAUACCGGGCUUCCCACAGAGCACAGUGAAAGGUCAUGCAGGUCGGCUGGUUUUCGGGGAGCUGAAGGGGAAGACAUGCGUAUGCAUGCAGGGUCGCUUCCACAUGUAUGAAGGACACUCACUCUGCAAGACAACGUUUCCAGUUCGAGUCUUCAAACUGUUGGGGGUUGAGACUCUGAUCGUGACGAAUGCUGCCGGCUCAUUGGCAGAUGGCCUCCAGCCUGGUGACAUCAUGAUCAUCAAAGACCACGUCAACUUCCCCGGACUGGUUGGUCUGAAUCCACUGAGUGGACCCAACGACGAAAAGUUUGGGCCUCGUUUCCCAGCCAUGUCAGGUUGCUAUGACAAAGGCCUGCGUUGCCUAGCGAAGGAGAUCGCCAAGCAGCUGGGCGUGGCCGGCCUCAUGCACGAGGGCGUGUACGCCAUGGUGGGUGGGCCAACCUUUGAAACCAUCGCUGAGGCCAGACUGCUGCAUCGACUGGGGGUGGACGCUGUCGGUAUGAGUACGGCUCCUGAGGUCGUCAUGGCGACUCACUGCGGUCUGAGAGUUUUCGGCCUUUCUCUGAUCACCAACAAGGUGGUGAAGAGUUACGAGGAUUCGGACAGCGUGAACCAUGAUAGCGUCUUGGAGGUUGGCCGUCUGCGCUCUCAAACUGUGCAGCAGCUGGUGACCGAACUGAUCAGCAGGAUGGAGAUCAAUAACAACAACACCCCCGAUAAUGCUGUCUGAACACAAACACACACGCACACACACACACACACACACACACACACACACACACAAACACACACACACACAAAGAAGUAGUAUAAGAAUAUUACCUACACACAGCAAAAUA
Messenger RNA from Perca flavescens (yellow perch), 1007 nucleotides. It is a transcript of the gene pnp4a, whose product is annotated as purine nucleoside phosphorylase 4a. Gene Ontology annotation, cellular component: cytoplasm. The record is from RefSeq and is a predicted model, not a curated record. Gene Ontology annotation, biological process: nucleoside metabolic process. Gene Ontology annotation, molecular function: purine-nucleoside phosphorylase activity. The coding region runs from base 65 to 898 and encodes 277 amino acids. NCBI's taxonomy places the organism in Eukaryota, Metazoa, Chordata, Actinopteri, Perciformes, Percidae. The transcript is spliced from 6 exons.